AGGGGUUAUGAGGGGGCGUGGCGUCGCCUUGCUGGACCACGCCCCCCAUUGCUGAUUGGUGUCGGCCGGCAGCACCGAAGGCCGUCGGUGCGCGUGGAGCGGGGGCGCGGCCUCGUCCGUUCCCUCGCUCGCCCAUUGGGUGCGUCGCGAAGUGCCGCUCUCCGAUUGGCCGCGACGCGCCGUUAGGGCGCCGCCAUGUGGAAGCGCGGGGAGCCAGCGCUGAGCCGGGCGGAAGCGCUGUCCUUGGGCCGGGCCGGGACCGGGUACGGUGCAGCGGGGCGGGGGUGGCGGCACGCCUGCCACGUCCUCCUGUACGCCCCGCUCCCCGCCGCCUCCCCUCCGCCGGGAUACGCCGUGCUGAUGCAGCUCCGGUUCGACGGGCGGUUCGGCUUCCCGGGGGGGCUGGUGGAACCCGGCGGGGAGUCACUAGAAGCCGGGCUCCAACGGGAGCUACGGGAGGAGCUGGGCCCGGCGGCGAACGGGCUCCGUUUGCGGCCCCGCCAUCACCGCGGCGCUAAGGUUUGGGGGACGGUGGGCGAGGCCGGAAGCGGAAGUGACGCCGGGCUGGUGACGCAUUUCUACAUCCGGCGGAUAAAGAUGGCGGAGUUGGAGGCUAUCGAGAGGGGAGGCCCGACGGCGCCGGAGCACGGGCUGGAGGUGCAGGGGUUGGUGCGCGUCCCCCUGGGCGAGGGGCUCCCCGCUUUCCUGCGGCAUCGCUUCGCCGGCGACGCCCGCGAGCAGCUCCUGGGGGCCCUCCCCACCCUUGGGAUCCAGCCCCCCCCCCUCCAGGACGAGGAGCCCCCUCAAAUCUAGGGGGGAGGGGAGGGAAUGACCUAAUGGAAUAAAGCCACCCCAAAACGCUCCCCUUUUUGACGCCAUCACCGGCUAUGGGGGGAAUUUGGGGGUUCAGCAGA
Messenger RNA from Phalacrocorax carbo (great cormorant), 914 nucleotides. Lineage: Eukaryota; Metazoa; Chordata; Aves; Suliformes; Phalacrocoracidae. The record is from RefSeq and is a predicted model, not a curated record.